ACGAGACAGCCACGCGCGUUUGAAUGGGUUGGUCGUGGGUGGGGCGCAGGAGGGAGGGGCCUCACCCGGCUAAAGGCAAAAAAAUCAGCCCGAUCGUGCCAUUUGGAGAUGAAAGUUCCAUGAGCACGCAUGGCUAUCUGAGGAGCGGAAGAGUUUUGGACACUGGCAGAAACGCAGCGACUCUGGAUUAAUUAGACAAUUGCUGGGCUUUUUGAAUUAGCCAGAUUUUUGUUAUUUUUCGCAGAGUGAGCAGUGAAUCCAAACAGAUCAAAAUGAUGACCAAACCAUUUGGAAAGAGCGGAGAUGUCAGUGAGCUGGUGAGCUCCCUCGGCUGGCUGGAGGAGGACGGCAGCUCUCAGGAUGGAGAGGAAAGCCCGGAGAUGAGGGGACACCAUGGCCUUAAUGCAGGGGGCCGGAUUCACUCCUGCACAGAACUGGGCAGUGAGGAUAUGGAGGAGGAAGAGGAAGAGGAUGAUGAAGAGAAUGGACUAAAUGGAGAAAAUGCUCCCAAAAGGAGAGGCCCUAAGAAGAAGAAGAUGACCAAAGCUAGACAGGAGAGGUUUCGUGCCCGGCGGAUGAAGGCCAAUGCCAGAGAACGCUCACGCAUGCAUGGACUGAAUGAUGCCCUGGAAAAUCUGCGCAGAGUGAUGCCCUGCUAUUCCAAGACACAAAAGCUGUCAAAGAUUGAGACUCUACGGCUGGCCCGCAACUAUAUCUGGGCUCUGUCGGAGGUGCUUGAGAAUGGCCAGUCCCCCGAGAGCCAUGGUUUUGUGGAGAUGCUGUGUAAAGGUCUGUCUCAGCCCACCAGUAACCUAGUUGCUGGCUGCCUGCAGCUGGGACCCACUUCGAUGAUGCUCAACAAGCUGGAGGACAAGUGUGGAGGCCCAGGGUUGGGUGGUGUGGGGGGUCAGGGUGGCCAUCCCCUCAGCUACCCAUCCCCAGGCCUUCCCAGCCCCCCCUAUGGCUCCCUGGAGGCGUCCCAUCUCCUCCAUAUGAAGGGAUUCAAGGGGUCAGCCUAUGAUAACCCUUCCCCUAAUGAGUGCAGCAGCGGCACCCCACCAUACGAUGGGCCCCUCACUCCCCCCCUCAGCAUCAGUGGCAACUUUGCCCUGAAGCAGGAGCCCUCUCCCCACGAGUCAGAGAGGAACUACACAACCCACCCUGGCCACCAUGCCCACUACCUCUCAUCCCACCAUUACCCCACUUCCACGCCUGGCGGCCUACCAGGGGGGCCUCAGGGCCAUCCACUCUUUCAGGCAUCACGUUAUGAGCUGCCCCUGGAUGUGGCCUUUGACCCCUUCACUCCCUCUCACCUGGUCUCCUCUCAGAUGGGCACCAUCUGAAAUCUGACUGGAACUGGAGAAGCACUGCUCCUGAAUAAACUGCUGUAAAAUCACAGUCAUGGUACUGACUGUACAGACACGAUGGUUUGCAUUUAUGUUGUCUAAUACUGUGAGAGAGCGCUGAAUGCUCAGAGAGAGACUCAUCACCUCAACUCGAUCUACCUGAUACAAGCACACACCCAUAAUUUUUAAUAUUUUAUUUAUUUGUUUUUGUUAUGAUUAUAUGUUAUUUGGAUUAUAAUUAUUUCUGAAAAAAUUGCCCACUCAGUUGUUACAGAGUGGAGGUAAAGAAUAGUUUACCAAAUCAAAUAUCCACACUUAAGCAUCACAUGGAUGUUCAAAGUGUAAAGAUUGAACAAAAACAUGAGAACAUGAUUUGCAAGUCUGCAUAUCAACAAUUGUUCAAAAAGUCAUCCAACCCAAAUGGUGAACUGAGGCCUACUGCCAAUGCCCCUCUUGCCAUAAGAAAAGCAAUGCAUCUAUUUAUAUCUGUAUUUAAUAUUUAUUUUGAUAAUGUCUUGUCCUUUUUUUAAAUAUUUUUCUCAGCACAGUUUUUGUUUCACUGUCUUCUUGGUUUGUUGUCAGUCAUGGCAGCUGUACUGUAUUUAAAUUAUUUAUUCGAGGUCUUUCAGGUACUUGUUCAUUUGGUGUUACAAUUUUUGUCAUACUGUACUGUUGUAAAUAUUUUGCUGUUUCGCACUUAAUUGAAUAAAUAUUCUUAUAUUAUAUA
Molecule: messenger RNA, 2073 nt
Organism: Thunnus maccoyii (southern bluefin tuna)
Lineage: Eukaryota; Metazoa; Chordata; Actinopteri; Scombriformes; Scombridae
Gene: neurod4
Product: neuronal differentiation 4
Exons: 2
Coding region: 273-1343 (356 amino acids)
Molecular function (GO): protein dimerization activity
Source: RefSeq, a predicted model, not a curated record